AUGGAUGGCGACGAGUUGAUCGCCUCGGUCCAUCACAAGAUCGAGCGGGAGAAAGCUCUCAUCGCUGCCGCAAAUACUAUGCGACAGUCGACCGAUAAUGCCUUGGUGCAACAACCGGUCGAUGCCAACAUCCGCGAUGGCCGCCGAAACAUCGCCUAUCUCGAGGAGAAGAUGCGCGAGCUGCAGCUGCGUCAAAUGGAACGGGAAGGUGGUGGUUCCCCUCAUGAUUCACGUCGUCAGCAAGCCGGGGGUCCUCCCCCCCUCCAAAAGAUCACUCGGGUUAUCGCGGUGAAGGCGAUGCGCAUUAUCCUCAAAGUGGUUCGGGUUCGAUGCCCUCGGGCGCCCCAUUCGCCGACCCCCGACCAUACGCCCCGAUUCCCAAGGCGCGCCCCAAUUAUACAAAACUCGAAACGUCCUCUUCCAGAUCUGAUCAAAUAUGAUACUCCCUACCUUGGACCGAAGAUUCAGCUCAUGCUCUCUCAACUCGAGUUCAAGCUGACGGUGGAAAAGCAGUACAAGGCCGGUAUAGAGAAGAUGGUUCGUCUAUACCAGGACGAAGGGGAUCGACGAAGCCGUGCCGAUGCGGAGAAUCGUCGUGUGGAGAGCAACCAGAAAAUUCAAUUGCUGAAGCAAGCCCUCAAACGAUAUGAGGACCUUCAUGUCGACAUUGACUCGGCGGAUACGCCCGAUGACGAGUCGCUCAGCAGCCCCAACAUGCGGAAGCCCUUGACCGGUCUUCUCACCAUGCGCAUCCACGCCGUCAAGGACGUCGACCAUGCCACCAGCUCACGGUUCUCGCGCGGUCCCGAAACGUUUGUCAUCGUGAAGGUGGAAGAUACCAUCAAGGCCAGGACAAAGGCUACCCGAAAUGAUAAAUGGAUUGAUGAAUCAUUCUCCAUCGACAUCGACAAGGCAAACGAGGUCGAGUUGACCGUCUACGACAAGUCGGGGGAUCGCCCCACCCCCAUCGGCAUGCUAUGGGUGCGUGUCACAGAUAUUGCUGAGGAGAUGCGUCGGAAAAAGAUCGAGACAGAACUGAAUGCCUCCGGGUGGGUAUCAGCCGACAAGAUGAGUAGCCCAGGCACUCCCCGAACUGACCAGCCUCUGGGAUCCCCGGGGUCCUCGCACGGCGGACCUGGUGGUGGCAACUUUGGUGCCUCAGCUGCGCCUGGAGGAGGCCCUCACGGUCACAACCCGAAUACACCCCCGUCUGUGAUGAUUGAUUCCUGGUUUGCGUUGGAGCCAUUUGGCCGUAUCCAUCUGCAGAUGAGCUUCGCCAAACAGUUGAAAGAUCGCCGCCCCUUCGAUAUCGGUCUCAACCGACAGGGUGCCGUGCGCCAGAAAAAGGAAGAGGUCCACGAAAAGCAGGGUCACAAGUUUGUCACCCAGCAGUUCUACAACAUCAUGCGCUGUGCCCUGUGUGGAGAUUUCCUCAAGUACGCCGCAGGCAUGCAAUGCGCAGACUGCAAGUACACUUGCCACAAGAAGUGUUACGGAAAGGUGGUCACAAAAUGUAUCAGCAAGGCGAACUACGAGACCGACCCCGAUGAAGAGAGGAUCAACCAUCGGAUUCCUCAUCGGUUCGAAGGAUUCUCGAAUCUGUCGGCCAAUUGGUGCUGUCACUGCGGUUAUCUGUUACCGUUCGGACGCAAAAAUGCCAAACGAUGCAGCGAAUGUGCCCUCACUUGCCAUGCUCACUGCACACAUCUUGUGCCAGAUUUCUGCGGCAUGUCGAUAGAGGUUGCCAAUCAAAUUCUCGACGCGCAAGCCCAUGCGAAGCACCAUAAUAAGUCCACAUCUGUCAGUUCUGGUCUCAGCGGUCGUACUCUCCGACCAGGUGGUCCGCCGCAGCCCCCUCAAGACCAUCCCCAGAAAGCCUCCGACAGCCCUUAUGGGGCGCUCAAUAGACUGCCAUCAGCCGAAGCGUCACCUGCAGCAGUGAGCCAGGCUGCUCGCCAGCCAAUGCCUCCAAAGUCGCCAUCAGUCGCCUCUGAUGCAAAGGCUGCUGCGGACGCUGCCGCGAGGUUGCGAAGCACCCCUCAGACCCCAGUCGAAGCAAACCGACUCCCUGAACAGCCUCAGCAAGCGCCUCCGUCUUCGCACGUUCGGUAUGAUCCGUACCACUACGCCCAGUUCCAACAGCAGCCUCCAGCCCCGCCGAUGCAAAAGCCUAGCGGGCCACCCCCUCAGCAGGCAGUGCAGCCCAUGACUCCCAGCAUUGCGGCGCCUCCCAAAGAGCCAGAGCCUCCAGUUCCACAAUCCAAGGCUCGUAUUGGAUUGGACCACUUCAACUUCCUGGCUGUGCUUGGUAAAGGUAACUUUGGAAAGGUCAUGCUUGCUGAGACAAAGACCACGCGAAAGCUUUAUGCCAUCAAGGUGCUGAAGAAGGAGUUCAUUAUUGAAAACGACGAAGUGGAGAGCACCAAGUCUGAAAAACGGGUGUUCCUCAUUGCCAACAAGGAGCAACAUCCCUUCUUAUUGAACCUGCACGCCUGUUUCCAGACCGAGACCCGAGUGUAUUUUGUGAUGGAGUACAUCAGUGGUGGUGACCUCAUGCUGCACAUUCAGCGUGGCCAGUUUGGACUGAAGAGGGCACAAUUCUAUGCCGCCGAGGUCUGCUUGGCUCUCAAGUACUUCCACGAACACGGUGUAAUCUACCGUGAUCUGAAAUUGGACAAUAUCCUCCUCACACUCGACGGCCACAUCAAGAUUGGUGAUUAUGGUCUCUGCAAGGAGAACAUGUGGUACGGAUGUACUACCAGCACCUUCUGUGGUACUCCCGAGUUUAUGGCGCCUGAGAUUCUGCUCGACAAAAAGUACGGUCGGGCUGUUGAUUGGUGGGCGUUUGGUGUCCUGAUCUAUCAAAUGCUGCUCCAGCAAUCUCCCUUCCGCGGUGAAGAUGAAGACGAAAUUUACGACGCGAUUCUUGCAGACGAACCUCUCUAUCCCAUUCACAUGCCUCGUGACUCCGUUUCGAUUCUGCAGAAAUUGCUGACCCGGGAGCCUGAGCUGCGUCUCGGCUCUGGUCCAACUGACGCCCAAGAAGUUAUGUCGCAUGCCUUCUUCCGAAACAUCAACUGGGAUGACAUCUAUCACAAGCGUGUUCCCCCUCCCUUCAUUCCUACUAUCAGCAGCCCCACGGAUACAAGCAACUUUGACCAGGAGUUUACCAGUGUGACUCCUGUUCUCACGCCUGUGCAGUCUGUGCUCUCCCAGGCCAUGCAGGAAGAAUUCCGCGGCUUCUCGUACACUGCUGAAUUUGCAUGA
Molecule: messenger RNA, 3267 nt
Organism: Penicillium oxalicum
Lineage: Eukaryota; Fungi; Ascomycota; Eurotiomycetes; Eurotiales; Aspergillaceae
Gene: pkcA
Product: protein kinase c
Exons: 9
Coding region: 1-3267 (1088 amino acids)
Biological process (GO): protein phosphorylation; signal transduction; fungal-type cell wall biogenesis
Molecular function (GO): ATP binding; diacylglycerol-dependent serine/threonine kinase activity
Source: RefSeq, a predicted model, not a curated record